CACUCGAUUCGCUGAUGGCAAUUGUAAUCCACGUCUCCGCACCAAAACGCCCACAACAGGAUAGCAUUUUCAGCGCUCGCCUCUUGAUUUGAUUCCGUCCAUGCCGGUGGCACCGUAGAUGCUUAAAUAGCCCCUCCAGCUGGCCAUGUCCCACAAGUCCUCCCCGGCCUAUUCUACUCGUCCACAACUUCCUCUGCGCCACCAUGGAUGAGUUCCACAUCGUCUUUGAGGCUCCCCAGGAGGGCCACGCAAAGAAGAAACGCGCCCGCCUCGUAACCUCCUGCGACCACUGUCGUCUGAAAAAGAUCAAAUGCGUGCAGUCGCAAAACUCGUCAAAGUGCGAGGCAUGCUCGGCUGCCCGAGUGGCGUGUCGUUUCCACGACAGGGAGCAGUACUUUGCUGAGCGGGGCCGCAUCAUGUCUCGCAACUCUCCACCCCGCGGAGGCCGCCGAGGCAGCCAAAUGUCCGUGUCCAUCAUCGACCCCAUGCGAGAGCAUUCCAGCAGCCCGCAUUCUGGCGGCUCGUCUGCGUCCUCUUCGGACGCCCAUGUCAGCUCCCGCUACGUGACUGGACUUGGCUAUCCCGUAUCUGAGCCAUGGGCGAAUCUCCCAGACGACCGAAUGGCUUACAUUUCUCCACAACCGACCUGGCAAGCCGCGAGCGAUUAUGCAGUGCCCGCGGUGUUUCCCUCUACACCCAAAGUUAGAGGGCACCACCACGACCCCAGUCUCUACGGCGGUUCCUCGGAUGUCCAGCCUACUCAGCAAUCAUACAUUUUACCGCUAUUCGAUCCGCAUUACCCGGACCGUCCAAAUGCAACACUGAUGAUGCACUUCAUACAAUCCUACUUCGAUCACUAUGGCUCGUCGAUUCCAUGCCUAGCUUACGACGAGACGGUGAAGCAAUUUCUGGAACAAACCCUACCUCCCCUUGUUGCUUCUGGCAUCGCAGCGCUUGCAGCAUGGUACUCUGAUCUACCGGAAGUAGUGCGGAGGGGCGCUGCCGACGUUUCAGCUGCCUAUUGUGCGCAUGCGAAGGCAUUACUCUCACGGACGCCACAAUCGACUUCCUUAGAGACGCUGCAUGGUUACAUACUGCUUGCAUGGGCGGAGUCUAAGAGAGCACGUCCGCACGAGUCCUGCUCGUACGUCAAGAAAGCUAGCAUCUUGUCGGAUCAACUGGGUCUCUCCGACGGAUCGCUCCUGCGGACGGCGACGUCCGAGUACGAGCAGACUGUGCUGCGUAAUACCUGGAGCGUGGUACGGCAGCUGGUGACGAUAAUGUACACCUGCCAGUGGACCGCAUAGAACACACGUAUCAUCAUCGACUCUCAUGGCACGUUAAGUUAUUUUCUCAUUGUCUGCACCUCGCUCGACGCGAAGGAUACAUCCAUGUAUGAUAAUACAUGAUAGCCGUCUAGGUUAUGUCAGGGACACCACACACGUGAAGCCCGUUCCAUAGAUACGGACCAUACCGAUACCUACGGAAUCAUUGUUCGACAUCGACUCAUCGACACGGGAUCAAGGGGCGGUCAUAGCGAGGGUGACGUCUCUGGCGUCCCUAUUGAAGCCCCCAUUCAUAUCUACGGUUUGACGUGACCGCGUUAUCACGACGAGACCAGAAAGCUUGAAGAACAUGCCGUUACUGCACUGCUAGACGCUGUUCCUGUGGCUAGUGUGUUGAUGCUAAGUCGCCGAGGUCUGCUGCAAAUGAAAUUACGGCACAGCCCUGAUUGAUUCUAG
Molecule: messenger RNA, 1742 nt
Organism: Fomitopsis serialis
Lineage: Eukaryota; Fungi; Basidiomycota; Agaricomycetes; Polyporales; Fomitopsidaceae
Exons: 6
Coding region: 204-1307 (367 amino acids)
Biological process (GO): regulation of DNA-templated transcription
Molecular function (GO): DNA-binding transcription factor activity, RNA polymerase II-specific; zinc ion binding
Source: RefSeq, a predicted model, not a curated record